AUGGUCAGAAUUAGCGUUCUUAACGAUGCGCUCAAGAGCAUGUACAACGCGGAGAAGCGCGGGAAGCGGCAGGUGCUGAUCCGCCCCAGCUCCAAGGUCAUCAUCAAGUUCCUCACUGUCAUGCAGCGACACGGUUACAUCGGCGAGUUCGAGCUGGUGGACGACAGGCGGGCGGGCAAGAUUGUCGUGGAGCUGAACGGACGGCUGAACAAGUGCGGCGUGAUCAGCCCGCGUUACGAUAUCGCUGUCGGCGAUAUUGAGAACUGGACCGAGCGCCUGCUGCCCUCCCGUCAGUUUGGUUACAUUGUGCUCACCACGUCGAGCGGCAUCAUGGACCACGAUGAGGCCAGGCGGAAGAACGUGGGAGGCAAGGUGCUCGGCUUCUUCUACUAA
This is a messenger RNA of Closterium sp. Naga37s-1, 393 nucleotides long. Lineage: Eukaryota; Viridiplantae; Streptophyta; Zygnematophyceae; Desmidiales; Closteriaceae. The record is from the annotation of a GenBank genome assembly.